This is a messenger RNA of Notodromas monacha, 1617 nucleotides long. NCBI's taxonomy places the organism in Eukaryota, Metazoa, Arthropoda, Ostracoda, Podocopida, Cyprididae. The record is from the annotation of a GenBank genome assembly.
AUGAGUCCCGGGAAGAAGCCCUGGCAGCCUGACGGCGCCGCCUGCUGCACCAGCUUCAUUCUCCCUCCCUCUCCGUAUAUCAUGGGUGUCCCGACACUCUCAGCCCGCAUGGAUGCGCGGGUACAGUACGCUAUGCUCGUACUGUACACUGAUACAGUGUCCGUGACCGUGUACGUGCGACUGGCUCGGUCUGAAGAAGUAGCGAAUGCGAGAGAUGGAGAGAGGGAGAGAGACGUGUGCGCGCACGGACGGAGGGGGCGGGAUGAGGGCAUCAGGGCGAAGUUGCUGCUUGGUGCUUCUUCUCUUGCAGCUGUCAGGAUGGGCAUGGGUGUGUGGAUUGUUGCCGUUUCUGCUGCGGGUGCCUCUAGUUUCUUCUUUCCAUCAUCCGUCGUAUACCGAUCGUGUUUCCGACAAGGGAAUGGCGUAAACAACACUGCCCGCAUCCGGUCCGUUGUUGUGACUCCCUCUGGCAUGGGAUCGAAUGUUGCCGCCCUCGGGAAGGCCCCGGAGUCCAGUGCCCUUCAGGAGAGACUGGAGGUCCUCUACUGCGGCGACAAGCAAUUCCGCGCCCACAAGGUCAUCCUCGCUGCCUGCUGCACCUUUUUCGAGAAGGUCGUGAAUGACCUGGACCCACGGGCUUCGGCUGCACUCAUCGUCACCGACGCUGCCCCGGACCUUCUCGAACUCGUCCUGGACUUUGUCUACAAUGGCGAAGUGUUUCUGGACGCGACGCAACUGGAUCCGUUUAUGGCACUGGCUGCCAAGCUCGAGGUUCGCGGCCUGAAGAUGAUGGAGAAAGUUGGGGAUUUGUUCGUGAAGCAGGAUGCGACACCUGGUGCGACUUCUGCAACGACGACGACGACGAGCACGGCUACUGCCACGGCAGCGGCGACACCCGGCGGGAAUAAUAGGAAGCGCGUCGUGGCGGUGGAUAGUAACGCGAAUGAGAGGAAUAAUAAGAAGCCCAAGGCGGAUUGCAAUGGGAAGACUGCUGGAUUCGAUGCCAGCAAUGGCAGGUUGGUGUCGUCGUCGGCAAGUGUGAAAGACGGUGCCAAUGUGAAUGCCAAGGCCAUUUUCAAACGGUUGGUGUCGUCGUCGGCAAGUGUGAAAGACGGUGCCAAUGUGAAUGCCAAGGCCAUUUUCAAACGGUUUUUGCCCGGAGUGACGAUAGAACCCUCUGCAACUUCGUUGAGGAGUGAUUUGAUCGUUGCGAAAAGAGUUCCAGGACACAAAAUGAUCCCUGCUAUGGAAGACACACGAACGAGUUCCGUGGGUUCUGACGACAUUGAAGGGGAUAUUGUCGAACUGGACCAAGAACUUCCCUUGGUCAAGGCUGAAUAUGCUGAAGAGGAGGACGAAGAGGAUUAUGUGGAAGACGAGGAUUUUCUACCCGGGGAUAUGAUGAAGGACGAGACUCUCAGCGAUUUUCAUGACGGAGGUGAGGACCAAGAGCAACCGUCAAAUAUUCCGCCGGAAAUUUGCAUCGCGACGAAGGAGUCCAUCGCGAUUCUCGUCGUUAUUCGGGGCGUCCUCGAGCGUGAAGUUGAAUUAAUCAAGAAAAGGGGUUGGCAAGUGCUUCUUUGCGUGCCGAGGAUUUUCCUCGACAUCGCGGGUUGA